Messenger RNA from Strongylus vulgaris, 462 nucleotides. NCBI's taxonomy places the organism in Eukaryota, Metazoa, Nematoda, Chromadorea, Rhabditida, Strongylidae. The record is from the annotation of a GenBank genome assembly.
AUGUUGGCAGGAAUUGUAGUAUUGAUGAUUCUGUUUUACUUUUUCUCCGAACAAUGGCGAAAAACCACUCGAUUACCGCCAGGCCCAUAUCCUGUGCUUUUCUUUGGAAAUAUACCACAGCUUGCGCUCUACUCGUGGAAAUAUGGGGGCAUUAUUCCAGCUUUCAAGCAUAUUAAAAAGAAAUAUGGAUCAGUCUUUACGUUAUGGUUCGGACUAAUUCCUACGGUACACAUAGCCGAUUAUACGUUGAGUCAAGAAGCUAUGGUCCGCUGUGGUACAAAUUACCAGAAUCGAUGGAGCCCAGCAAUAAUGUUGGAGGAAAGAGGUGAUUGCGGCAUAAUAGCCUCAAAUGGUCAGGUUUGGCAAGAGCAACGACGAUUUUCACUGCAUGCACUGAGGAAUCUUGGAGUAAGUCGGAAUCUUAUGGAGCAACGAAUCAUGGAGGAAAUAAAUUUAAGGUAA